AUGAUAAAUAUAAUUCAAUAUCCUCAAGACACUCAUUUUGUUAAACCUCUUUUUCUAAUAGGUUUAGGAAUUACUAUUCAUGAGGUACAUAAUGAAGUUUGAGACAAUAUUAGAUUAUUUCAUAUCCAUUAGACAGAAUUGUAACUAGAAUGAUUGCAAAAAGUCCAUAUUAAAACUAAUCAUUUUCUGAAUAAUUAAAAUAAAUUAAGUUAGCUGAAUCAAUUAAAGGAUUGUAUAAAGGAUUUAGGACAUCAUUUGAUAGAUCAAUAAUUUAGAAUCUAUCAUUCUAUUUUUGUUUCUAAUAUUUCUUUUUAAGAUAUGGAUUGGAAUUUAAUAGUAGAACAAGAAUAGAAGUAAAAGAUUAACCAUAUUUGAAAUAUUGUGAAAAUGCAAAGUUUUAUGGAAUAGCAUUUGGAUCUGCAAUACUAUCAACUAUAUUUUCACAACCUAGUAGUGUAGUUAAUAUCAAAUUAUAAUGUGAAUAAUUAGGAUUACCACCUAAGAAAUAUUGGGAUAAUAUGAAGCAUUUAGAAGAAAUAAUGAAUUAUCAUAACAAAAAAUUUAAAAUUGCUUUUACUCCUGGAUUUAAAAGCAAAGUUGUAUUACUAUAUUGUUAAUUUGUUACUGAAAUCACAAUUUUCUAAGAAUUCUUAUAUUAACAAGGAUACUAAUUUAUGAAUAAAAAUGUUUACACAAAUUGUGAUACAAAAAAUAAUCAUUUUAUUGGAGCAUUAGCAACUAGUUUAUUAGUGCCAAUAAUAUUCCAUCCUUUGAAUUUUUUAUAAAAAAGAUAUAUGAUAAGAAAAUUAUAAAAUAUGAAAUUAUUGACACCUUAAGAGAUGUUAAAAUAAGUAAUAUUAUUAUGAAAUAUUCAAAGGAUAUAUCUAAGUUAUCUACUUUAUAUUGUGGAUUUGGAGCAGAAGUGUUUAGGUAUAGUUCUAGAAGUAUGUUGAUAUUUUAUUUGAUUUGGAAUUCUGCUAAUUAAACAACAAAGUAUUGAUU
Molecule: messenger RNA, 1002 nt
Organism: Paramecium pentaurelia
Lineage: Eukaryota; Ciliophora; Oligohymenophorea; Peniculida; Parameciidae
Source: the annotation of a GenBank genome assembly